UUUCAAAGUAUACACUCACUUUAGCACUUGCUCCCCAUCCGAACAUCGAUAUGACCAACUUUGCUUUAAUGAUCUCGGCCAUUGUUGCUGCGACUGUGGUGGCACUGGAGGCCAAUCCCGCGGCACUCAAAUCGGAGUUCCCCCCGUCGCCAGCCAUGGGUUCCUCGUCAGGGUCCCUCACUGGACCUUCGCCCAAGUCCCCCUUCUCAGACACGUCGAGUAACCACCAGCCCAAGGGCCAGUCCUGUGACCAAGUGAGUGUUCUGAACGACGCAGUGUACUGCAUCAAGGGGCCUGCGUGCAGUGGACGGGGGGCGAUGCCCACUGCAGUCCGAUGUCCUCAAGCGGGGGCUACUGCCGUGGACGGUUGCACCCCAUCACUGCGAAGUUUCGACGGCAACUGGGGACUAUGUGUGGCUCCUGUCUCGUCCGUGUGCAGAAAGCUACCCAAAUCCGACACGUGGGGCUGCGUGUGGCCUUGA
Molecule: messenger RNA, 482 nt
Organism: Aphanomyces astaci
Lineage: Eukaryota; Oomycota; Saprolegniomycetes; Saprolegniales; Verrucalvaceae
Exons: 1
Coding region: 51-482 (143 amino acids)
Source: RefSeq, a predicted model, not a curated record